CUCUCUCAGUAUCGUAGCCGCAAGACUCCUCUCCGAUUCGAAAACCCUCUCCCUAACAUAGAACGAAAAUCAAGUGUGGAAAAACGAAUUAAUAUUUAUUCCCUUUGGUCUGUCAAAUCUGUAGUUAAUUGCAAAAGGAUACAACACAAACAAUCAUGCCUCUGGGUGAAACCUCUCUGCACGAGACACACUACGAGAUUCUGUCCGUAAAAGAAGAUGCAAGCUACGACCAAAUCCGCAACAGCUAUCGAUCCGCCAUCCUCCACUCACACCCAGACAAGCUAAACACCUCUCGCUCAGACGACGAAAAGUUCCUCAAGAUCCAAAAGGCUUGGCAAGUCCUAAGCGAUGCAGAGCUACGCGUGCUUUACGACAACCACCUUCGAUCUUGGAGACAGGAGGAGGACGGAGCCACUGCUGAUGAGAUAAGUGUAGAGGAAAUGUCGGUGGAGAUGAGUGGAGAAGACGUGGAGCUUUUUUAUCAGUGUAGGUGUGGUGAUUACUUCUCUGUUGAUUCCUCUGAGCUUGAAACUAUGGGGUUUGCGUUUUCGUUGUUGAGAGACGACAAGGGUGUCUGUGUUCAAGUUAGGAGAUUGGGUGCUUCUGUGGCGUCUGUGGUUCUUCCUUGUGGGUCUUGUUCUUUGAAAACUAGAGUUUGCCUUCAUUAUGAUAUCAACAUUCCUUUCCAAGAAUAGAGGAAUCUAUCUUAAAAGGUGGACCGAUGAUCUUUGAAUGUGUCAGAUAGAUUCUUUUAGGGCAAGUAUGACUUGUGACGUAUAUGAUUUUGGUUGGUUCGGAUUUAGACAUUCUUCUACAAGCUUGUUCCUUUUGUGACUUUGUACUCAUUUUUUAAUAUUAGUUGGUGUAAUCAGAGCAAGUUCCACUUGUUGCUUAUGUGGUAA
This is a messenger RNA of Eruca vesicaria subsp. sativa (arugula), 902 nucleotides long. Lineage: Eukaryota; Viridiplantae; Streptophyta; Magnoliopsida; Brassicales; Brassicaceae. The record is from the annotation of a GenBank genome assembly.